Molecule: messenger RNA, 1650 nt
Organism: Geodia barretti
Lineage: Eukaryota; Metazoa; Porifera; Demospongiae; Tetractinellida; Geodiidae
Source: the annotation of a GenBank genome assembly
AUGGACGGCAUUACCGCAAUAGCCAACGUACUUAAGCUGGAGGGGGUGGACUUCAUCGGCUGCAUGCCCUCCAAUCCCCUCAUCGAAGCCGCUGCCAUCGCCGGCAUCCGGCCCAUCGUCUUCCGCCAGGAACGCACCGGCGUGCAUAUGGCCGACGGCUUUUCCCGCAUUAAUAACGGCAAGCGCACCGGCAUUUUCCUGAUGCAGGCCGGCCCCGGCGCGGAAAACGCCUUCGGUGGCGUCGCCCAGGCCUACGCCGACUCGGUGCCCAUUCUGCUCCUUCCGGCCGGCGCGGCCAGGCACCGGCAGGGCAUCGACCCGGUAUUCAGCCCCACCCGCAGCUACGAAAGCAUCACCAAGUGGACGGCCCAGAUUAACUACGCUGACCGCGUCCCCGAAUUGAUGCGCCAGGCCUUUACCAAGCUGCGCUCCGGCAAGCCAGGUCCCGUGCUCCUGGAAAUGCCCGGUGACCUCAUCUCCGAGGAAAUCGGUGAGGAGCAGUUCGACUACGAACCACCCCAGGUCUUGCGCUCCGCCGGCGACCCCGAAGCCGUUGCCCGGGCUGCUCGCGCCCUGCUUUCCGCCCAGCGGCCCGUCAUCACCGCCGGCCAGGGAGUGCUCUACGCCGAGGCUACCGACCAACUGGUGGAGUUGGCCGAGUUCCUGCAAAUACCCGUAAUGACCACCCUGGAAGGCAAGAGCGCCUUUCCCGAGAACCAUCCCCUGUCCCUGGGCAUCGGGGGAUCCAGCCAGACCGGCCAGGUCCACCGCUUCCUCACCGGCGCCGACACGGUGUUCGCCGCUGGCGCCAGCAUGAUCAAGAGCAACUUUACCGCUCCCCUCCCGCUGGGCAAGACUCUCAUCCAUACCACCAACGCCGACGCUGACAUCAACAAGGACUACAAGGCCGACUAUCCGGUGGUGGGCGACGCCAGGUUGGUGCUGGGCCAGUUCCUUGAGGAGAUAAAACGGCAGUCCGGCGGCCAGGCCCGUCCCGCCAACCAGGAGUUGAUCGACGAAAUCAAGGCUUCCCGCCAGGAGUGGCUGGACCAGUGGCUGCCUCGCCUGACUUCCGACGAGGUGCCCCUGAACCCCUACCGGGUGAUCUGGGAAAUAAUGCACACUGUGGACUUGAACAACACCAUCGUUACCCACGAAUCGGGCAGCCCCCGCGAGCAGGUCUCGCCCUUCUGGGAGGCCCGCGCCCCCCGCAGCUUCAUCGGCUGGGGCAAGUCUACCCAGCUGGGCUACAGCCUGGGCCUGGCCAUGGGCGCCAAGCUGGCCGCCCCGGAGAAGCUGGUUAUCAACUUCAUGGGCGACACUGCCUUCGGUAUGGUGGGCCUGGACGUAGAGACGGCGGUUCGGGAGCGUAUACCCAUCACCACCGUGGUCCUGAACAACAGCACCAUGGCCAUCUACGCCGACAGCCGCAUUCCCACCGCCGUGGCCCGCUACAACAUCAAGCAGACUGGCGGCAAUUACGCCGACAUGUCCCGGGCCAUGGGCGCCUACGCCGAGCGCAUCACCGAACCCGACGAAAUUGCGCCGGCCAUGCGCCGCGUCCAGGAACGCAACGAGGCCGGCGAGUUUGCCCUGUUGGAGUUCAUCACCAAGGAGGAGGGAGCCUACUCCAAGUACCAGUUCGUGUAG